This is a messenger RNA of Asparagus officinalis (garden asparagus), 396 nucleotides long. RefSeq lists its product as uncharacterized. The record is from RefSeq and is a predicted model, not a curated record. NCBI's taxonomy places the organism in Eukaryota, Viridiplantae, Streptophyta, Magnoliopsida, Asparagales, Asparagaceae. The transcript has a single exon. Bases 1 to 396 code for a protein of 131 amino acids.
AUGGAUUUGAUGAACCGGGUUUUCCGUCUAUAUUUGGACAAAUUUGUGAUCAUAUUCAUCGAUGAUAUUCUUGUCUAUCCGAGAUUGGAGGCAGAGCACGAGCAGCAUCUUCGAUUGGCAUUGCAGACCUUGCGGGAGCAUCAAUUAUAUGCUAAGUUUAGCAAAUGCGAGUUUUGGCUUUCUGAAGUUAGAUUUUUGGGCUAUGUCAUCAGCAAGGAUGAUAUUGUAGCAGACCCAGCAAAGGUGGAGGCAGUACUUAAUUGGGAGCCGCCGAAGACAGCUUCAAAGAUUCACAGUUUCUUUGGUUUAGUAGGCUAUUACAAGAAGUUUAUUCAGGAUUUCUCAAAGAUUACGACGCCACUUACACGCCGGCACGAAGUGCCAGGAGGCUUUUGA